This is a messenger RNA of Egretta garzetta (little egret), 3834 nucleotides long. RefSeq names its product RAB29, member RAS oncogene family (gene RAB29). Gene Ontology annotation, molecular function: GTPase activity; GTP binding. The record is from RefSeq and is a predicted model, not a curated record. The transcript is spliced from 4 exons. The coding region runs from base 114 to 515 and encodes 133 amino acids. Lineage: Eukaryota; Metazoa; Chordata; Aves; Pelecaniformes; Ardeidae.
UUCUUUUGGGGGAUUCUCUAGUGGAUUUUGCCCUGAAGGUGGUCCAGUGGUCGGAAUCGGAAACAGUACGACUCCAGCUCUGGGACAUCGCAGGGCAGGAACGCUUCACAUCCAUGACCCGGCUGUACUACAGGGAGGCGUCAGCCUGCAUUAUCAUGUUUGAUGUCACCAACAUCAGCACGUUCAGCAACAGCCAGAAGUGGAAGCAGGAUUUGGACAGCAAGCUCCUGCUGCCAGAUGGGAGCCCCGUGCCUUGCCUGCUGCUGGCUAACAAAUGUGACCUUUCCCCAUGGGCAGUGACAAAAGACGAAGUGGAUCGGUUCAGCAAAGAAAAUGGCUUUUCUGGUUGGGUGGAGACGUCUGUCAAGGAGAACAAGAAUAUUAACGAGUCCAUGAGAGUCCUGAUUGAAAAGAUGAUGUCCUCAUCCACUGGCGACGGAAGUUCCUCUGCUGCCGGGAGCGGGGAUUAUAUUAAUAUAAAAGAGACAACCCCGCCGGGCUGGGCUUGCUGUUAGGUGCACUGACUCCACCAUCUGCCUUGGGUCUAGCAGCAGUGUCCUUUUAUUAUCAUCAUCAUCAUCAUUUUUUCCUAAGCUGGCUGUCACUGGUUUUGGGGGUUUUUCUAAUCUUGAACUGCCUUCUGUUCAGUGCAUGUUCGUCCUCAGCACAGCGUCGCUACAAUGACUGGAGGCGUGGGAAGAAGAGAGGAGUGAGAAGAUUCCUUUUUCUACUAGCCUAGUAGCAACCAGGAGCUCUGCUGCCAGAAAUGGAGCAUGGUCCAUGUUCAAGCACAUGCUUGGAUUAAGUUUUUUUAUAAUUUUGAGCACUUCAUCUUCUGACACGUGAUGGCCUGUCUCAGGCAGGGCAAAGGAUGUCGAAGGUACAUUUUUAAUAUUGUUGCACCUUUUAUUCCCCACCACCUGCACCCACCAUACCCAGAGGCACCAGUCCGAAGCGCUGGUGACCUUUGUCUGAUGCACGCUGCAUUCAAGCAGUCUCUCUGGGCCUGUGGAUUCCCAGUGCGGGAUUACAGCAAACGCUUUACUUCAUGCUCUGGACCCGUGUACCUCUGCAUACGUGUCCUGGAGAGACCAACACAUCUCAUCAUUGCCACUAACUGUCCUUACGAUGUGAAGCCAGAUGUGGACUAGCAUGGUGUCCCACGUAACCAGACCUGUAAAACUAUCAGUGUGAAUUUGAGAAAUGGUGUAGCACAGCCCUUACUCACCUGUGUACAGGCUGUGGCACUUAACACCAGAGACCUCAAAUUUUCGUCAAGAAUUGCCCAGUUGCCUUCUGUGCGUUCCUUCUCGCUCGCCCUCUGUCUAGCACAACCCGAUGUAUUCUGUUCUGCUGCCACUUUAUUAGGGCACCGAGAGCUGAAUGAGGAAUAGGUUGUAAACUCCUUUGUAUGACAGAACAACAGUCCUUUUCACUUUUAGAACACCCCGUAUCCUACCAUCUCAAAUAGCUUUGCAAUUGCUGAUGAAUUGCCUUCCCACAAUUAUUCUGUAGCGAUGAGUGAAUUUGGUAGCGGGGACGGUGCAGGAAAGGCAGCACUCUGAAAGCCCACCCGCUGGUUUUAGUGGUGCGAGGGGGAAGCAAAGGAGAAGACUUUGCAGGACAAAAGGGAAUGAAGAGAACUGCUCCCCGCUCACCUUUUGAUGCCCGCUUUCCCCAGCACAUCCCCAGGUACUCGUUGCUGAGGACAGUCCUCACCACCACCACCACCACCAAAUCGGUAACCGCACGCUCGGUACUUACCUCAGAAGAGUUCAUAGGAGACUCGGUCUGUAGGGCUGGGGUUGUGCGGCGUUGUGUGUGCUUGAUGUAAGCAUGCUAUGCUGUGGAGUUGUCUUGCCCAUGUAUUAGGUCAGGAGUUGAACAAGUGGCCUUCAAUGGCCUUUCUCCCUUCUCGAGUAGUUUAAUCUGAAAAUGGGACUAUAAAUUGGUUUGUCCUGAUUGCUGCUGAAUUAGGACUGCUUUUCUUUGGCAAAGUAUUCCUUCUGUCUGCCUCUUCUUGCUUAGCAGCGGGAGGAGAUGCUCAGAACGGGAACAGAUUGCCUGCAAUAAGCACAAAAAAUUCUGAGUUUUCAUUCUCUGGAGUUGAAAAGGAUUGAUAAGUAAACAGUAAGGGCUAAGAAAUUUAGAACUGGUAUUGUGUUCUGCUGUUUUAAUUAAAAGCUAAAAUGUCUGUGUGGGGAUUCCGUUGUGCAAAUAUUGCCAAUUUGGGUUUUAUAGGCACUUAAGUAUACCCUUUUCUGCGCCUUUGGAUUCACUGUAGAAACAUGUGAAACGUAGAAUUGGUUAGCAAAAAAAUUGAACUGUCGUGUUGAAUUUUACUUCCUAAAUGUUGUGUUAAAAAAAAAAAGAAAAAAAAUUUAAUCCUAUAAAUAUUGCUAGUUCUUUAUGGGACGUGGGGAGAAGGGUCUAGUUUUUAAAGGAUCUGUCACAAAACCAUUAAGGUUCCUGUUUUAUUUAUUGAUUUCUGUGUACGCACCUCAAAACGUCUCAGCAAAGAGGUCAAGUGUUAAGAGUUGUCCUUACGGACAGAGAAACCGAGGCACGCAAUCUCUGCCCAGGACUGCUCAAGUCAGGGGGAGCCUGGCACUGAAAGGAAAAUUUCUCAUUCCCAUUUCGGUGGCCUGGCUGCUUGCAUCUUGCAGGAAAGCAUCUUUAUACCAUGUCGGUUUGGUAUGUACCAGCGCCUCUUUGGCGCCUGGGCCUCUUGAUCUGGACCUCUUUUUCGUAAGUGCCUCUCAGAAGCAAGCAAAAAGCCAAAGGACGAUCUUUGAAGGUUUUCUUUUAUUAUACAUAAUUUCUGUUCUGCCCAGUGGUUUCCGGUACCGGUGUAUGCCUUGAGGGUUUUUUUUUUUCCCACACUGCUUGCUGCUUGUUAACAUCUUAAUAGACACAGUAGACAAGUGUCAAAACCCAAGCCUGCACAACAGAAAGAGUCGUUGGUUGAGAUCGGUAUGAAAACCCAGCCAGACAGGAAAACGAUUUUACUGUGCAGAUGUGUGUGUUUUUUUCAGAGCUUGCUCUGUGGCACACAAGGUGCUUAAAAAAGCAAAACAAAAGAAAAAAAAAACAACCCUCAAACCCUUGACUUAGUCCUGUAAAACAAACUGAUUCAAAAGCCCCAUCUAAACACGCUCUUUGCUGGGAUAGGCAGUGUGUAAGGAACGGUUGCCUGUGAAAUUGGUGGUGCCCAGCUUGCGCUAGCUGAAAUAAUUCUCGGUUUUAAAACAACUGAAAGGGAAAAGAAAACUUGAGUGAAGCAGUUUCUAAGAAGUAUUUUAAACAAAGUUAAGUCUCCUUCGUGCAGACCGAUAAAAAGUUGAAUCCUUCAAAUAUCAAUCGGAAAAGCCUCGUCCUUAUUCUGGUGAACGGUGCUUCGCUGGGCUCUUUGUGGGCAAUGACCUGUUUUGAAAAUGAAGGUACCUGAUUUUCCCUUCUGCAGUGCCUGCUUUGACUUUGCACUCUUUGGGUGACUCUGGGCCAACUGUACCUAUUCCACUCUUCCAUGAGUCAUUUCUCAUUCCUCUGGCUUUAAUUUGUGGUCAUAUGGGACUCAAAACCACAUGAAGUUUAACGGUGUAUUUUAUACAUUGAUGACAGCGCACUAUGGGUCCACGUAGCUGGAAAUUUUCACUGCAAUAGAGUUCGAAAUCAUGAAGCCAGGCUAUAGUUCAGAAAUAAGUCAACGAUAUCAAAAGUUGCCUUUUUUUUUUUUUUUCUUAAACUGCUUGCAGUUAUGCAGAAGUAUUUUAGAGACAGGGUUCUAAUUACUGUGAAGUUGCAGUAUUACAUUUAUAUAAAGAGAAGAAACUG